Baudoinia panamericana UAMH 10762 is the source of this 913-nucleotide messenger RNA. RefSeq lists its product as uncharacterized. NCBI's taxonomy places the organism in Eukaryota, Fungi, Ascomycota, Dothideomycetes, Mycosphaerellales, Teratosphaeriaceae. The record is from RefSeq and is a predicted model, not a curated record. The transcript has a single exon. The coding region runs from base 226 to 552 and encodes 108 amino acids.
GGGCCGACAAACCGGCACAGGAAGCGGUUAUGGGAGGUAAUGCGAUGCGCAUUCUACGCAUUCCUGGCUGAGGAACUGUUAAUGGCUCACACGGAAGUAUCACUUGACAGGUGUCGACACUGACGAGCCGGACCUGCAUAUGCUUCGUCGUGCUAUUGACUUUGAGUGUCGAAUGCGCUAGACUUCCUCGUCGGAGAUGCCCGAUAGCUCGGAAACGCCAAGUAAAUGGCUGACGCUCCAAGAGCGUUUUCCGAUGCGACAUCUGACCGCUGCCGAGCGGAUUGCGUAAGACAUCAAUUGCCCGAAAGCUUUUCUGUGCCGGCCAAUCCAAAGCUGCUGGCCUUUCGGCACGGCCAACCACGGCAGGGCGACAGAAUGGCGACCGUGACGCGACGCGCUGGUAGUGGCAGAAUGUACACGGUACACCUCGGCGGUCAGGAGCACCAAGGUGCUUUUGGUACGAUGCGAGAGUUUCGAGCUCGCAAGUAUGCCGUCUUCCACGGAGAUGCGAUGUCGGUGCAACGUUCCAGCAAUAAACGGGCUUUACUGUAGAGAGGCGUCAUGUUGCGGGGAGGCGGCCAGAAACGGCCGAGGAUCCCUUCCCGAGCGAGUACGUAUAGACCUCGAACACAAUCGAUUCGUUGUGAGUUGCGGCGUAACAACAGACUCAACAACGUCUCUAGACCGCCUGACCAGCCAUGUGGAGAUGGAGCUCGAACAAGCGCAACGGAGUAGUAAGCGCAGGCUGAAUCUCAGCUCUGCAUGAGCCCGUGACAAGCGUGUCAAUGCCACAUAAUGGUGCUUAGAAGAGUUUGUGACCGCAAGAAGGCUGACGGGGAGCCGUGAAUAGAAGUGAUCGCCAUUCGGAGGGCUAGUGCAAUCCAAAGGCUAAGUGAGCUAUAUGAGUGAACAU